Messenger RNA from Carassius auratus (goldfish), 17511 nucleotides. RefSeq names its product SCO-spondin (gene sspo). The record is from RefSeq and is a predicted model, not a curated record. The transcript has 111 exons. Bases 511 to 17208 code for a protein of 5565 amino acids. Gene Ontology annotation, cellular component: extracellular matrix. Gene Ontology annotation, molecular function: protein binding. Lineage: Eukaryota; Metazoa; Chordata; Actinopteri; Cypriniformes; Cyprinidae.
ACUGGUUGCGUUUACAUGCCCCCUGGUCUUCACCUAUUGACUUACUUUAUUAAAUAAACGCCCCUGAAAUCCUUCCACCAAAGUGAGUCUUUACAGGAUUAGACUUGCACAAACAGCCCUCCACCAGAGGGAUACUGGUAACUUCACUACCCCUUUCCUCGGUUAGGACAGAGUACUGCUAAACAUUGACGUCAUCAAACGUUGAGCUAAUGGAUGCAUGUACAGCUGUGACCCACCGGACUUUCCACCAAUGACACGCCUUACACCUGCUGCCAUGGGACUGUCCAUCCUCACCAUUUAAAACCUACCAAGCAGCACACAACACGACCAAAUAACCACCAACACCUGUGGAAAUUACGGAGAUUAUCUACUGCUGUAUGGAUAUGGAAUAAAAAAAGAUCUAUACUGGAAUAUAGAAUCAAUUUCAGACUUUUUUUGUGCUGCAGAUCAACUCUGACGACUCAGUUUCUUGACCUUGAUGGUGAAGAACUUCAGCUCUUCAGAGACACAAUGAAGUUUCUGCUCGUGUCUCUUCUGGGGUUUAAUCUGGUCGUGGUCAUGGGGCACUGGUGUGAGCGUGUGGUGGAGGAGAAGGUGGAGAGGUUGGUGUCCCCCCGUGAUCAGCGUGAGGUGGAAUGUUCCACCGUCUAUCAGUUCAACACUCAGGGCUGGAGGCUGGAUGUGGAGCGAAUGAGGCAUGAACACGGAGGAGACGACGGCAUCGCACUUUAUUACAAGAGACAGGGACCUAAAGCCUCCUGUUACAUAUUCAAACCUCCAGACAUUGAGACAGAGACAGUGAACCGGACGGUCAGACGGUGUUGUGAAGGCUGGGCCGGACCUGACUGCUCACAGGGGGUUGGUGCCCGGGGUCAGUGUUACUCCACCUGGACGUGUGAGGAGUUUCCUGGGCUUCAGAACUCGUCUCUGAUGGCUCUGGAGCAGUGCUGCAGUAACCUGUGGGGUUUAAGCUGGAGAAACGCAUCCGAUCAGACCUGUCUGUCCUGCACCUACACGCUCCUGACAGACGUCAGCUCUUCUCCUGUGGUUCGUGGGGGGCUGUUUCGUGGUGUUCGUGACCCGCAGGCGUCUGGCACCUGUAUGAGCUGGGGCGGGACACACUACCGUACCUUUGACCGGAAACACUUCCACUUCCAGGGCAGCUGCACGUACCUGCUGGCCUCAUCCACGGACGGGACGUGGGCCGUGUACAUGAGCACCGAGUGUGAUCCUGCGGGACACUGCCGGAAGGGACUGCGGCUGAUGUUGGGUCUUGGCUUGGUGUCCAUACAUAAAACCAAUGUGACUGUUAAUGGGUUAACACUAGCGCAGGGUGAACCUCUCUUGCAAAACGGAGUCAGCGUUCACUGGCUGGGUGACUUUGUGUUUGUGGAGAGUGGUUUGGGUGUCAGACUGAAGUUUGACAUGGAGAACACCGUCUAUCUGACGGUUACCGCUGAACACCUCGCUGCCACUAGGGGGCUUUGCGGCGUUUAUAACAACAACCCAGAUGAUGACUUCACUACCAGCGGCGGAAGUGUGUCUCAGUACGCUGCCAGCUUUGGAAACUCAUGGCGUGUCCAAGAUCAGCAAGGACAAGUGUGUAGUGAUGCAGCAGAGUUGGGUCACAGCUGUGAUCUGUCCAGUGAUGUCUCUCUCCGGCGGGACGCAGAAACAGCCUGUCACCGGCUCAAAGAGACUCCCUUCUCACACUGCCAUCACCAGGUGGAUCCCGGUCCGUAUAUCGACACGUGUCUGUAUCUGUACUGCAGUGUGGAUGUGAAGGACAGAGAUACAGCUGUGUGUGAUACGUUAGCUGGCUACGUGCGCGAGUGUGCACAACAACACGUCAUCAUCCGCUGGAGGAGCGCCGGCUUCUGUGAGCGUGUUUGUCCGAGCGCUCAGGUCUUCUCUGACUGUGUGUCGUCCUGUCCCCCCACCUGCUCGUCUCCUCGUCCUCCGGCGUCCGGUCAGUGUCGGGACGAGUGUGUUGGGGGGUGCGAGUGUCCCCCAGGUCUGUACCUGCACGCGGGUCAGUGUCUGCGACGGGACGACUGUCCCUGCUUCCACAGACGCCACAGCUACAGAGCAGGAGACAGCAUCAGACAGCGCUGCAACACCUGUGUGUGUCGCGCCGGGCAGUGGGAAUGUUCUGGAGAGAAGUGUGAAGCUCAGUGCGCUGUGAUCGGAGCGAUGCACAUCACCACCUUCGAUCAGAAGAGAUACGGUCUGCAGGCCGGAGACUGCCGCUUCACCGCUGUAGAGGAUUUUGUGGAUAAAAAGCUCUCUGUUAGCAUCAGCGGAGGAGCGUGUGCAGGAGGAGCCGCUGGAUGUCUGAGAGAGAUGACGGUCACUGCGCUUCAUACGACAGUCACUGUCACAGAUACAGGUUCGGUGACGCUGAACGGUCAGCGGGAGCUUCUGCCGGUGAUCACAGGAGAUCUGAUGGUCAGAAAAGCUUCAUCCAGUGUUGUUCUGAUCCAGGCGUUUGGAGCUCAGAUGAUGUGGUAUCUGGACGGUCCUCUGCUCCUCAUCACCCUACAGCCGGGGUUUGCUCAUAAGGUUCGUGGUUUAUGUGGCACUCUGAGCUGGAGUCAGCGUGAUGAUUUCACCACUCCUGAAGGGGACGUGGAGAACAGCGUGGCAUCUUUUGCGGCCAAGUUCAGAACAGAUUCAUGCCCUCUGCCGUCGGCGGUGACCUCUGACCCCUGCGGGACACACACUCAGCGCAGGCAGUACGCAGAGCGUGUGUGCUCGGUGAUUCACAGCGCUGUGUUUCAGGCGUGUCAUGAUGUGGUGGACAGAGAGCCGUACAUGCGUCUGUGUCUCAGUGAAGUGUGCAGCUGCGGCCCGCAGAACUCCUGCCAGUGCACCGUCCUCACCGCCUUCGCCCUGCACUGUGCCCAACAGGGGGCGCCGCUCAGCUGGAGAAACAACACGUUCUGCUCGGUGCAGUGCUCCGGAGGGCAGGUGUAUCAGGAGUGCGGGCGUCUGUGUGGGGCGUCCUGCGCUGAUCUGUGGGACGGCUGGAGCUGUGAGGAGCAGGAGGGCGGCAGGGUCUGUGUGCCGGGGUGUCAGUGUCCAGAUGGACUGGCUCAGGACGAUCAGGGUCAGUGUGUGCCGGUGGACAUGUGUCCCUGCAGACACGCAGACGCGCUCCAUCCCGCCGGGAGCACCGUGCACAAGAGCUGCAACCGCUGUGUUUGUGCUCGUGGCGUGUGGAACUGCACGGAUCUGUCGUGUCCCGAGGUCAAUCAGUGUCCAGGCUCUCUGGUCUUCUCUCCUCGAUCGUGUCUGAGGACCUGCUCCAGUCCGAAGUCUCCUCUGGACGCGUGCGCUGACCCCGUCCACGGCUGCGUCUGUCCUGAGGGAACCGUGCUGCUGGGUGAUCAGUGUGUGAAGCCGGUCGAGUGUCCGUGUCAUCACAACGGCAGACUUUAUUUCACCAAUGACACCAUUUCUAAAGACUGCAACACUUGUGUGUGUCGAGAGCAGCGCUGGCACUGCGGUCAGUCGUUGUGUUCUGGCACCUGCGUGGCCACCGGUGACCCUCACUACAUCACGUUUGACGGCCGAUAUUACUCUUUCCUGGGCGACUGCGAGUAUGUUCUGGUGCAGGAGAGCAGUGGUUUGUUCAGCGUCAGCGCAGAGAACGUGCCGUGCGGCAGCACAGGGGUCACCUGCACCAAAUCUGUCACGCUGACCGUGGGAAACACGGCCAUACACCUGCUCAGAGGUAAAGCCGUGAUGGUGAAUGGGGUUCCGGUGACUCUUCCAAAGUUGUAUUCGGGCAGUGGUUUGAUUCUGGAGCAGGUGGGGUUGUUUGUGUCCCUCUCGUCUCGACUCGGGGUCACUCUGCUCUGGGAUGGAGGAAUGCGUGUUUAUGUCCGGCUGAAGCCUCACUUGCGUGGCCAAGUCGGAGGAUUGUGUGGAAAUUUUGACGGAGAUGCGGAAAAUGACUUCACCACAAGACAAGGCAUCAUGGAGUCCACUCCAGAACUGUUCGGAAACUCCUGGAAGAUCAGUCCGUCGUGCCCUGACGUCUCAGACCAGGAUCUCCGUGACCCCUGUGUCAUUAACCCUCACCGGGUGACGUGGGCCAAAAAGAAGUGUGCAGUGAUCAGUCAGGAGAUGUUCAGCUCGUGUCACUCAGAAGUGUCCUAUCAGCAGUACUACGACUGGUGUGUCUUUGACGCCUGCGGGUGUGACUCCGGCGGUGACUGUGAGUGUUUGUGUACGGCUGUAGCUGCGUAUGCUGAAGAGUGUAACCGCAGAGGAGUGUAUGUGCGCUGGAGGUCACAGGAACUCUGCCCGCUGCAGUGUGAGAACGGUUUGGUUUAUGAGGCCUGCGGUCCUGCCUGUUCUCCAGUGUGUCCCGGUUCUCCUUCUGUGUCUGAUCCGCUCUGUAGCGCCCUCUCCUGUGUGGAGGGAUGUUUCUGUCCUCAUGGCACUGUGAGACAUGGUGAUGCCUGUAUCCCUCCGUCUCAGUGUCCGUGUGAGUGGGACGGAUCUGUAUUUCCCGCAGGAGCCACUGUCACUCAACACUGUCAGAACUGCUCUUGUUCUGAUGGUUUGUGGCGUUGUGUUGGAUCUCCAUGUCCUCCUCCGUCUCUGUGUGAGGACUCAGAGUUCCUCUGCUCCGGUGGCUCUCAGCGCUGUAUUCCCUCCGUCUGGCUCUGUGAUAAUGAGGACGACUGCGGAGACGGUUCGGAUGAGCUCUGUCCCUCCACCUGUCCUCCAGAUCAGUUCCGCUGCUCCGGUGGGGCUUGUUUACCGCUGGAGCUCAGGUGUAACGGCCAUCCCGACUGCGCUGACCAAUCAGACGAGGACUUCUGUGCCCCGAGCUCACCUGAACCCGACUGUCCGGCCGGAGAGUUCAGGUGUGGGAACGGACGCUGUCUGCCGGCUCAUAAAGUCUGUGACGGGAGGCUGGACUGUGGCUUUGCUGAUGAUUCUGAUGAACACGACUGUGGCGUGUUGUGCAGACAGGAAGAGUUUCGCUGUUCGUCUGGUCGUUGUGUGUUGUUCCUCCACCGCUGUGACGGUCACGAUGACUGCGGGGACUACAGCGAUGAGAGAGAGUGUGUGUGUGCCAUCGGAGAGCUGCAGUGUCCUGGAGAUCAGUGUGUGCCUGCAGAGAGAGUGUGUGAUGGACACAGGGACUGUCCUUCAGGCAUCGAUGAGCUCAUCUGUCCUGUCAAAGGAUGCAGUAAGUUUGAGUUCGGCUGCGCUAGUGGUCAGUGUGUGCCGUUAGCGUGGCGCUGUGAUGGGGAGACAGACUGUCUGGACGGGAGCGAUGAGAAACAUUGUUCCCGCACAUGUCAAUCUGACCAGUUCCUCUGCCAGAGCGGAGACCAGUGCAUCCAGCACCAGCAGCUGUGUGACGGGACGCCCCACUGCAGAGACGCCUCAGACGAGAGCGUGGACAACUGCGGUUCCACGCGGAUUCCUCCCUGUCCGGGAAGUUUCUCCUGUGAUAACCGCACAUGCGUUAACAUUUCACGCGUGUGUAACGGGAUUCCUGAUUGCCCUAAAGGAGAGGAUGAGAUACUCUGCGUCAGUCCCACCACAGCGCCACCUAGUGAGGGAAACGGCAGUCGUGUUUGUCCGGAGUUCACCUGUGCUGAUGGAUCCUGUGUGCCCUUCAACGCGUUGUGUAACGGAGCAGCAGACUGUCCCGCAGACGCCUCAGAUGAGACGGGGUGUGGUGUCUGGGGUCCCUGGAGCUCCUGGAGCCCCUGCAGCCGAAGCUGUGGAUCAGGAACCAUGAGCCGACAGAGACGCUGCAGCCGCCAGGAUUCAGACGAGCUCUGCAGAGGAGAGAAAACACAGCGACAGCAGUGCUACUCCACCGCCUGCCCCGUCGAUGGCUACUGGCUGCCGUGGGUCACGUGGUCGAACUGCAGUGAAGGUUGUGGAGGUGUUGAAGUCCGUCAGAGAGAGUGUUUCCCACCGCAGAACGGAGGCAGAACCUGUGCAGAACUACCUGGAGAAACCAACCUGACUUUAGACAUCAAGCCGUGUUCUCAGGACAGCUGUGUUAACGUCUCCUGUGCUGCGGGCCUCGUCAGACAUAGCUGUGCGCCGUGCCCUUUGACCUGCGCUCACGUAUCUGGAGCAACAACAUGUGACCCCAGCUCCAGGUGUUUCACAGGCUGCUGGUGUCCUGAUGGGACGGUCAUGAAUCACGAGCAGCAGUGUGUUCGGCCGGAGGAGUGUGUGUGUGAGGUGUCUGGGGUUCGAUACUGGCCCGGUCAGCAGGUCAAAGUGGGCUGUGACAUCUGUGUGUGUGAGCGAGGACGAGCCCAGCGCUGUCACACCAACCCAGAGUGCUCAGUUCACUGUGGCUGGUCGUCCUGGUCUGAAUGGGGCGAGUGUUUGGGUCCCUGUGGAGUUCAGAGCGUCCAGUGGUCUUUCCGCAGCCCGAAUAACCCCUUAAAACACGGCAACGGCCGACAGUGCCGAGGAAUUUACCGGAAAGCACGACGCUGUCAGACAGAGCCGUGCAGGGAGUGUGAAUAUCGUGGACACACACAUGUGGUGGGAGAGCGCUGGAAAGGCGGUCAGUGUCAGAUGUGCCAGUGUUUGUCCAAUCUCACUGUGCAGUGCAUCCCGUACUGUCCUUACACUGCCACUGGAUGCCCACAGAGUCAUAUUCUGAUUCCAGGGGACGGAGACAAGUGUUGCUAUUGUGAAGAAAAAGGUAACGGCAGCACUAUCAUGACGACUACACCAAUGAUCCUGCCAAUAACCCUGGGACCCUCCACACCACCAGAGGGCCCUCCGACCGUCCCAACUUACCCCCUGCCCCCUGCAGAUGAGUGUUGGUCGGCUCUGGGCGUUCUCUCGCUCCCCAACAGCAGCUUCAGCGCCUCGUCCCAUCAGCCCGGUCACCCUCCGUCUGCAGGACGUCUGCACGCUCGGGACUCCCACAGUGACCUGCAGGGCUGGAGCCCGGAGCCGGAGGAGUACAGAGAGCUCCCGGCCGGGGCCCCUGAGGAGCACAGAGACUCGUCUCGAGGGCCGUACCUCCAGAUAGACCUGCUCAGACACUACAACAUCACAGGCGUGUUGACGCAGGGUGGCGGUGUGUUUGACACGUAUGUUUCCAGCUUCUAUCUGCAGUUCAGCAGCGACGGACGUCAGUGGUUCACAUAUAAAGAGCUGAUCACAGACGCCAGACCCAAAGCUAAGGUGUUUCAGGGAAACCGUGAUGACCAUGGCGUAGCUUUGGCUCGUCUGGACCGAAUGGUGUCAGCUCGCUUCGUACGAAUUCUGCCUCAUGAUUUUCAGAAUGGAAUCUAUCUGAGAGUCGAAGUCAUGGGCUGUGCUGAUGAGCAUGAGUGGUCAACUCCUGUCCCGCCGCUACGUCCCUGUAGAGAGAGCGAGUUCCUCUGCGCUAGCGGCCGCUGUGUUCCUGCUGGUCCACAGGGGGCGCUGUGUGACGGGAUCAACGACUGUGGCGAUGGGACAGAUGAGCUCAACUGUGGAACUCGUCCCGCUCCUACCAGAAGGCCGGUGGUCUGUCCGUCGGGUCAGUUCUCCUGUCCUCCUCCAGGAGGCUGCAUUGAGGCUCAGCGCCGCUGUGAUGGAGUCCCUCACUGUCCUGAUGGAGCGGAUGAGAGGGACUGCACACACACAAACAUCACCCACAUCACCCCGACCGCCGCUCCUCUCAGGACACCCAGCAAGAAACCCCUGACCACUCCGAGUGCCCUGACCACCACUGAAGGAGGACCUGGUCAGAAAGGUGUCUGUUCUUCUGCUCUGGGAUUGGAGGAUGGGCGUAUCCAUUACGGUCAGCUGACCUCGUCCUCAUACAGAGAGAAUAAUCCUGCAGACGCAGGCCGGCUCAACGUCGUACCCAAUGUGAUGGUGAUGGAGCCUGGAUGGAGUCCGUUACCUGGAGACCCUCAUCCGUACUUCCAGGUGGAUUUCCUGGAGCCCACGUGGAUUUCAGGAGUGGUGACGCAGGGCAGUGAACGCAUGUGGGGAUACCUGAGCAAAUACAGACUGGCCUUCGCUUUGGUGGAGAACCACUUCAUCAACUUCACUGAGACUGGAGACAGAGGCUCUCCUCCGAAGAUAUUCGAGGUGAGGAUGGUCAGCCGGACGCCCGUCACACGCUGGUUGGACAGACUGGUCCGAGCUCGGUUUCUCCGGAUCAUUCCUGUAGAGUUUCGGCACACUUUGUACCUCCGUGUGGAGGUUCUGGGAUGUAGAGGAGAUGAGUUGGUCACACCCAGUAGUGAAGUGACCACAGCUCCACCAGGUUUACCAGGAUUACAGACCCCCACCGGCCCAACGGGACGUCCUGGUCACUUUAACUACACCUCUGGACGUCCAGGACUUCACACCAAGAGUCCACAGGACGGCAGCCCAGGAGUGGCUCCUCCCACACACGUCACAACAGCGCCACCUGCUGUCAGUCCGACGGGAGAACCGGGCGUUCACAUUCUGACUCCUACACCCUACUUCAACACGACAGGACUCUGGUAUACAUCUACAUCCGCUGAUGAUGGUUUGCCCAGAAUAGUGUGUGUGGAAGGACAGUUCGCCUGCAGGACGUUCGGGUGUGUGGAAGCUGCUCUUGUGUGUGACGGCCGUGAGGACUGUCCCGACGGAUCCGAUGAAGAUCGCUGUGGGUCCGUGACUCCCUCACAGCGCCCCCUGGUGCCCAAACUCUGCUCCUCCAAACAGUUCAGCUGCUGGAGCGGAGAGUGUGUGAGUUUGGAGAAGAGAUGUGACCUGCUCAGAGACUGUGCUGACGGCUCGGACGAGAAUGACUGCUUCAACUGUGUUCUGUCUCCCUGGACGUCCUGGAGUCAGUGCAGUGUGUCGUGUGGUCUGGGGUCACUUUUCCGUCAGAGGAGCAUCCUGAGAGACGCCCGGCCGGGUGGAUCCUGCGGCGGAGCUCAGUUCGACAGCCGAGCGUGUUUCCUGCAGGCCUGUCCUGUGGACGGUCAGUGGUCGGAGUGGACGCAGUGGUCCGGUUGUGACGUCCCGUGUGGUGGAGGACUGAUGGUGAGGAACAGGACCUGCUCCAAUCCUCCGCCCAAAAACGGUGGGAGAGACUGUGAGGGGCUGGUCAGACAAACACAGACGUGUAACACACAGACCUGCGGACCGGACACAGACACACAGAGCGGCUGCACCGGAGGAAUGAUCCUGCUGGAGGAGUCCGAUUGUUUGGCUGGAAAAACUGAUCCGUGUCCUGUGACCUGCUCUGACCUUCAUUCAGAGAGGAACUGCACCUUAAACUGCACUUCGGGCUGUCGUUGUCCUCAUGGGCUGUUCCUGCGAGAGGGCCGUUGUGUCCGUGUCAGUGAAUGUGAGUGUUUGUGGGAGGGUUCGCUCGUCCAGCCUGGACAGGAAGUCAGUAACAGCAGCUGCAGCACAUGUGUGUGUAAAGAAGGCCGUGUCACCUGUGAUGAAUCCAGCUGUGUCGCUCGCUGUGAUUGGUCGGCCUGGUCUUCGUGGACGUCAUGUGACAGCAGCUGUGGGACAGGAGUACAGCACCGCUACAGAUCUCCUCUGAGUCCAGUGGGAGCGGUGAACGUGGAGCCGUGUGAAGGAGACUCGACUGAAGCCCGUCGGUGCUUCACGUCCUGCUCGGAGGGUCCUGAGGGAGUGUCGUGGAGCGAGUGGACGCUGUGGUCCGAGUGCAGUAAGACCUGUUUUCAUCACGUGGACGCCGUGGGACUGAGGCGGCGCUUCAGGAGCUGUAACCACACACUCACCGAAGCCUCCUGUGGAGGAGACGCAGAAGAACACGAGCCAUGCAACACCAUCCACUGCCCCGUGCACGGCGGCUGGUCGUCCUGGUCGAGCUGGUCUGUGUGUUCAUCUGAGUGUGACUCUGGUGUUCAGACGAGAGAGCGCUUCUGUAGUUCUCCUCCGCCGCUGUACGAAGGCCUCGGCUGUCCCGGGCCGCACAUACAGACGCGAGACUGCAACGUCCAGCCCUGCUCUGGUGUGUGUCCAGACGGCAUGAGCUUCCUGUCUAAGGCUCAGUGUGAGGCUCAGGGCGGUGCGUGUCCACGAGUGUGUCUGGACGCCACGGCGGAUGUGGAGUGUGCCACCGAGUGUUAUGAUGGCUGUUACUGUUCUCCUGGUUUCUAUCUGUUCAAUAACAGCUGUGUGCCUCUCCACCGCUGCCCGUGUUACCAUGAGGGGGCGCUGUACAUGCAGGGAGACAGCGUGCCCAACGACAGCUGUAACAACUGCACGUGUGUUAAUGGAGAGAUGCAGUGUGGAACAGCGCCCUGCCCUGUGGAUUGUGGGUGGAGCGAGUGGACGGGCUGGAGUGCAUGCAGUCGCACAUGUGACGUGGGCAUCAGACGCCGCUAUCGUUCAGGAACCAAUCCGGCGCCGGCGUUUGGUGGCCGUGUCUGUGAGGGCGAGCGCAUCGGACUGGACACAUGCAGCAUUACACCUUGUUUCGGAGUGAAGGGGCCGUGGAGCCCGUGGUCCGAGUGUUCGGUCCCCUGCGGAGGAGGAUACAGGAGCAGAACCAGAGGAGCGGUCAGGACCCACGGGACGCCCCAGCAGUUCAGCGCCUGUAACCUGCAGCCCUGCGGGAAUGGAAGCGCUUGCACAGACGGUCAGGAGUGGGUCUCGUGUGUGAGAGAGGAGCUGCUGUGCUCAGAUUUAGGGACGGAGGUCCAGAGAAACACCAGCUGUCUGCCCGGGUGCCAGUGUCCCGACGGAUCAGCCCUACAGGAUGGCGAGUGUGUGUCUCUGUCACUCUGUCGCUGUCAUGUUGAUGGAGAGCAGCACAAACCCGGAGCCACAGUCACCAAAAACUGCAACAACUGCACGUGUGAAUCAGGAAAGCUGGUGAACUGUCUGAGUGUGGAGUGUGACGUGGACGGCGGCUGGUCGUCCUGGACUCCGUGGAGUGUGUGUUCUGUGACGUGUGGCGCUGGUCUGCAGUCACACUACCGCUUCUGUUCGGAUCCGGAGCGAGCUGGGAACGGACGGCCCUGUGUGGGACCGGACCGAGAGGACAGAGUGUGUGCGUCAUCACCCUGCAGCCGAGACGGAGGCUGGAGUGACUGGACGUCCUGGACAGACUGCAGUAAGUCGUGUGGUGGAGGAGUGAGGAGCCGCAGACGGGACUGUGACCGGCCCUUCAGAGGAGGAGACGGAGACUACUGUGAAGGACUGGGAACAGAAGUCAUCCUGUGUAACACACACCACUGUCCAGUGUCGUCAUGUUCACACGUGUCAGGGAGUGUGUUCAGCGCCUGCGGACCCUCGUGUCCACGAUCAUGUGACGACCUCACUUACUGUGAGUGGCGCUGUGAGCCGGGCUGUUACUGCACAGAUGGUAAAGUUCUGGACUCAAACGGGACGGAGUGUGUGGAGCGGGACACGUGUCCCUGUCUGGACCUGCACACAGGACGAAGGGUCCGUCCCGGAGAGACCGUCCUGACUCCAGACGCCUGCAACAACUGCACCUGUGAGGGGGGGAGACUCGUCUGCGGAGAACAACCCUGUCCAGUGGAUGGAGGCUGGUGUCAGUGGUCCGAAUGGACGCCUUGCUCAAAGACCUGCGGGAUGGAGUGGGUGUCCCGCUACAGGAGCUGCGCCUGUCCUGAACCCAAAUCCGGAGGAGCGGCGUGUCCAGACCAGCAGGAGGAACACAACGGACUGGGAGUCCAGAUCCAGAGACAGCCGUGCCCAUCCGUCUCCUUCUGCCCCGUCCACGGCUCGUGGGGCUCCUGGAGCUCGUGGUCGGACUGUGACGCGUGUGCAGGUGUGUCUGUCAGACAGAGGGAGUGUAACAGUCCUCCGGCGCGGUUCGGCGGUCUGUCGUGCCUCGGAGAGAGUCGCCAGAGCCGCGGCUGUCAUGAUAACAUCCCCGUCUGCUCAGACUGUGGAGGAGGACAGGAGCAGUGGCCCUGUGGGAAGCCCUGUCCGCGCUCCUGCUCCGAUCUGCACGGAGACACCGAGUGUGUGGAUUCACCGGGAUGCAGCUGGACCUGCGGGUGUCCAGGAGACACGCUGCUGCAGGACGGUCUGUGUGUGGAGCGAGAGCUGUGCCGCUGUAAAUAUCUCAACAUCAGCACAGGAACAGACACAGGCAAUGUUUCGUGGUCAAGGCCGGACGCAUCAGACUGGCAUCAUGUGGCUCCAGGAGAGAGCAUCAGCACUGACUGUCAGAACUGCACAUGUGAAGCAGGUGUCCUGCAGUGUGACUCAGUUCCUGGUUGCCAUGUCGACGGCAGCUGGGGCCAAUGGGCUGCCUGGUCGGAAUGCUCCGCCCACUGUGGAGGCGGGGUUAAGAUCCGUAUGCGUGAGUGUGAUAGCCCCGCCCCUCAGAGCGGAGGCAGAGAGUGUGUGGGAUCCGGCCGACAGCAGAAAGCCUGUAACACUCACAGCUGCACAGAGUCUGGUCCCUGGUUCGACUGGUCAGCGUGGUCAGCCUGCACCGUCAGCUGUGGAGGAGGGUCUCAGAGCCGAAGCCGAUCCUGCCGGACGCCCCCCUGUUCGGGCAUGAGACGCCAGAGCAAGACCUGUAACACACAAGUGUGUCUGGAGGUGGGCUGUCCUCCAGGCCGUCUCUAUCGGGAGUGUGAGCGCGGUGAAGGCUGUCCGUUCAGCUGUUCUCAGGUCAGAGGUCACGAGGGCUGUUAUUCUGAGGGCUGUGAGGAGGGCUGCCACUGUCCUCUCAACACCUACCAGCACAACGGAUCCUGCGUUUAUGAAUGUCCAUGUCUGGUGGACACUGACUUCCUGACCUCUUUACAAAGCGUGUCGGUGACCCCUGACCUGACCCCUGACCUCCAGAACAUCACACUGGGGUCCGAGCUGAUGUCUGGAGAGGAGCUGGUGCAUGAAUGCAGUUCCUGCUCGUGUGAACAUGGGCUGUGGAACUGCUCUCUGGUUCCGUGUCCCCGUGACGGAGGGCUGUCUCUUUGGGGCCCCUGGGGACCCUGUUCACUCAGCUGUGGGGGUCUCGGUCAGAAGAGUCGCAGCAGAAGCUGUAACCAGCCCAGUCCUGCUCACGGGGGCCGAGACUGUGAUGGGCCCCUGCUGGACACGGCCUACUGCCAGACACCCGACUGCCCACUGGUAACAGUUCCGACAGAGGAACCAUCUUUACCAGACGAGGAUGCUGGUUUCUCUCAGUGGACGGUGUGGACCCCGUGCUCCAGAAGCUGCAGUGAUCCGGCUUCUCCUGCUCUGAAGCUCCGGACGAGGGAAUGUGUUCGUGAACGCUGCUCUGGAGAAACCCGGCAGGAGCGAGUCUGUAACCUGCCCCAGUGUCCCGAUGGUGGUGUGUGUCAGGGUCCCGAAUGCGCUCACAGGAACUGCUCCUGGAUGAAGUGGGGCGAGUGGAGCUCCUGCUCUCGUUCCUGUGGCGUGGGACAGCAGCAGCGCGUCCGAACCUUCCUCGCCCCGGGCGUCAAUGGGACCUGGUGUCAGGACAUCCUGGGCGGCAACGUGGAAAACCGCUUCUGUAAUAUUCGGGCCUGCCGCGUGGACGGAGGCUGGUCUCGCUGGAGCUCUUGGUCCCGCUGUGAUAAAACCUGCGGCGGUGGACGCUCCAUCAGGACCCGCUCCUGCUCCAGCCCUCCACCCAAAAACGGAGGCCACAAAUGCACGGGAGAGAAGAACCAUGUCAAACCCUGCAACACCAAACCCUGCGGUGACGAGGGCUGUCCGGCGGGGCAGGAGUUGGUGGCGUGUGUUAAUGAGUGUCCCCAGCGCUGCUCAGACCUGCAGCAGGGCAUCGAGUGUCAGAGAAACACUGAGUGUCAGUCGGGCUGCCGCUGUCCUCGAGGUCAGCUGCAGCAGGACGGCGUGUGUGUCCAGACGUGGCAGUGUGAUUGUCUGGAUGUGUUGGGUCAGAGCUGGGCCGCAGGAAGCACACAUCAGGUGGACUGCAACAACUGCAGCUGCGCAGACGGGCGUCUCACCUGCACCAAUCACACCUGCGCAGGAGAACACAGCUGCUCCUGGAGCUCCUGGUCCACCUGGGCCUCCUGCAGCUCCACCUGCGGCCCCGGACAGAGGACUCGAUUCAGAUCUCUGGUUCCUGAGGAUGACGGUGCAAACUGCCAGUUUGAGGAAGUCCAGCACAAACCAUGUGACCUCGGCGUGUGUCCUCCGCUGUGUGUCCAUGAUGAGAAGGAACUGUCUGUCGGAGACACCUGGAUAGAAGGGGAAUGUCAACAAUGCACCUGCAUCCCUGAAGGAGACUACUGCCAAAAUAUAGACUGUCGAGUGGACGGUGGAUGGACGCCGUGGUCAGUGUGGUCAGUCUGUCCCGUGACGUGUGGGAGGGGUAAACAGAUCCGCACCCGCGCCUGUAUCAACCCUCCACCCCGAAACAACGGCACUGACUGCACUGGACCUGAGAGAGACACCCGGGACUGUCACGCUGCACCUUGUCUUGAUGACCUUUGCCCCUGGUCGCCGUGGUCGUCCUGUUCUCGCAGCUGCGGCGCAGGCCUGAUCUCCAGACGGCGUCAGUGUGUGUGUGAGGAGACGGGAGAUCACGCGUGUCCUCCAGACGUCCAGAGAGACGCAGAGGAGACACAGCUGUGUUAUAAGAGACCCUGUCCAGGCUGUCCCGUGUCUGAAUGGAGCGCGUGGAGCGACUGCUCCUGUGUGUCUCAGUAUCAGCAACGCUUUCGUGCACCGCUCAUCUCGGCCAGCGGCGGACAGCACUGCUCUGAUCUCGAGAGAGAGAGCCGGCCCUGCAAACCUGACAACUGCACAGAUUGUGAGAAACCCUUCCUGUUCUCUGAAUGUGGAUCUCCGUGUGAGAAACACUGUGAUCUGUUGGGUCAAACGCACUCGUGCUCGUCCCAAAACUGCACACCCGGCUGCUUCUGUGCGGAGGGUCUCCUGCAGCAGAACGGAUCAUGUGUCCGUCCGGAUCAGUGCGGCUGUGUCCAUCUCCUCCAUCAGGGCUCAGACAGACCUGUGGCCGUCACUGUCCCGCAGGGGGCGCUGCUGACCGUGGGCUGCAGGACAUGUCUGUGUCAUGACGGCUCUCUGCAGUGUGAUUUACGGGAAUGUGAAGUGAUGGUCAGCGAGUGGUCAGAAUGGACCUCCUGCUCUCCGUGUAUCCCAGCAUCCUCCGGUGGGAACGUUUCGGGGCUGGUGUCGCUCCAGCGGCGCUUUCGGGCCUGUCUGGACCUGGACUCCGGUCUGCCGGUCAGCGGGAGAGAGGGAGAGUGUGAUGAAGAGCUGGAGGAAGAGCGAAUCUGCCCGCAGUCUGACAUCUGCACCGAUCUGUGUCACUGGAGCUCAUGGAGCGGCUGGAGUGUGUGUAAAGAUCCCUGCAGCGGAGGAUACCGGCAGAGAGAGCGCCGACCUCUGACCUCUGACCCCGGCCCACACUGCAGGAACCUACAGACGCAGUCUCAGAGCUGCAACACUGGCCUCUGUCCCGGUGAGCAUUGUGAGGACAGGGGGCGGGUCUAUGACGACUCCUGUGCCAAUCAGUGUCCUCGCAGCUGCGCUGACCUCUGGGAUCACGUCCAGUGUCUGCAGGGCACCUGUCAUCCAGGCUGUCGCUGUCCGGACGGCCGGCUCUUGCAGGACGGAGGGUGUGUGUGGGUGGACGAGUGUCGCUGUGGGGUCCCGCUGGAGAACGGGACGCUGGAGAUCCGACCCGGAGAGAACAUCACCGUCAGCUGCAACACCUGUGUGUGUGUAAAUGGCUCUCUGGUGUGUACGGAUCACGUGUGUCCGGUCUACGGUCCGUGGGGUUCGUGGAGCGAGUGUUCGGCGUCGUGUGGGACAGAGGGACAGAGGACACGCAGACGGUCCUGCAAACACACGACCGGAGGACCGACCUGCGCCGAAACCGUCCAGAGAGACAGCUGCUCACUGCUGCCCUGUCCAGCCGGCUGUGUGGUGAGCGAGUGGUCAGUCUGGACUGACUGCAGCGCCUCCUGUGGUGGAGGAGUGUCACUGCGCAGGAAGACGGUCCUACAGGAGCCAGAGCCUGGGGGUCUGAGCUGCCCCGGACCCCUGGAACAACACACCGCUUGCAACACCAACAGCUGCCUGCCCGAUUGUCCUGUAGAUCAGGUGUUCAGCUCGUGUGCAGGAUCCUGUCCAUACAGCUGUGAGGAUCUGUGGCCCCAAAAUCAGUGUGUGCCUCUGACCUGCAGUCCUGGGUGCAGCUGCCUACCUGGAGCCGUGAUGCUGAACGGAAGCUGUGUUCCCCAAUCCCAGUGUCCUUGUUCUCUGAUCUCGCUCCCACCCGUGUCCCACAACCUCACCCUGGACCUCCAGGAACAGGAAGUUCCCACAGGAACCGUCAUUCCAGACUCCUGCAACUCAUGUGUCUGUGAAGGUGGGAUCUUUACCUGCACUAACAAGUCAUGUGACGAGGACUGUGAGUGGAGCAGCUGGUCAGCGUGGAGCUCUUGCUCAGCGUCCUGUGGAUCUGGACAGCAGUUCUCCAGCCGGACGAUUCGGCGCCAGCGGCAGUACAGAGGACAGGAGUGUGAGGGACCCUCACACACAUCACGAGUCUGCAGGGGCCCCGAAUGUGAGUGUCCAGAUGGUGAGCGUUGGAUCUGGAGUGAGUCCAUAUUGGGGCGCGUGUGUGAGAGGGGGUGUGUGGACCUCUACAGCCCUGAACCGCUCAACUGUACGGGCCCCGGGGCCACAGAGGGCUGUGUGUGUGAGGAGGGCCGGUACCGGAGCCUGGAGGGCCAGUGUGUGAUUCCAGCUCUGUGUCAGUGUGAAGAGGAAGACGGGACGCUUCGAGAGCCGGGGUCCGAGUGGGUGGACGGCUGUCAGUCCUGUCGCUGUAUCAAUGGCCAGAAACACUGUCAGUCAAACUGUCCUCCCCUUCACUGCUCUGAGGGUGAAGUGAAGGUGCUGGAAGCGGAGAGCUGCUGUCCCGUGUGCCGCAGACAGUUUCCAGAGGAUCCGGUUGCCGAGUGCCGUCGUCACACUGAGGUCAGGAACAUCACCAAGGGCGACUGUCGCCUGGACAACGUGGAGGUCAGCUUCUGCAGAGGGCGCUGUUUGUCCUGGACCGAUGUGGUUCUGGAGGAGCCGUAUCUGCAGGCGUUCUGUGACUGCUGCAGCUACAGACUGGACCCACAGAACCCCGUGCGCUUCCUCAGCUUACAGUGCGCCAGCGGAGACGUCGAACCCGUCGUUCUGCCAGUCAUUCACAGCUGCGAGUGCACCAGCUGCCAGGGCGGAGACCUGUCGAGACGCUGAAUGGCCGCUGAUGAAUGGACAGAUGCUGCAUCCUCGUGUUUGUCCAGUGUUCUUCGUGUAGCUUGUCAUUAUAUGACUGAAUCUUUUCUAUGUAAUAUUUCCUAAAGCUCUACGAGAUCUACAUUCUGUACAGCCUUUAAAUUAUGUUACGAUUUAUUACUUUUUUUCAGGCUUUAAUGAUUGUAUUGUAAUGAAAUGCUCUUUAUCAUACUAGCUCUGUUGAUUAUAAAGAAAUGAAUUAUUAUUAUUGCCAAAGAAAAUCUUCUUUCAUAUUUCAUCAUUUCUUUAAUACAUGUUUGUAGC